AUGGGUGCAGCCUCCCCGCCCUGGACCCUCUGGGAAUACAGCUCCCAGCGUUCCCAGCCGGCCGGCCUGGGCCUGCGAGCAGCCGCUGCCACCGCUGCCGCAGCCUCGUGGCCAAAGAACAAUUCUAUUUGUAUCUUUGCAGGAGAGGUUUAUGUGUCUGACCGAGAAGGAUGUGACAGCACAGGUGACGGGACACAGGAGAAACCUUUCAAAACAGCUUUGCAGGCUUUGAUAUCUACUGGAAAGGAACCCUUUCCUACUAUCUACGUGGACUCUCAAAAAGAAAACCAGAGAUGGGAAACUAUCUCUAAGACCCAGCUCAAGAAUGUGAAAAAACUGUGGCAGAGAGAGCAGCAGAAGAGUGAAGCCAGAGAAAAGAAAGAGGCAGAAGAUUUGUUGCGCCGCGAAAAGAACUUAGAGGAAGCGAAGAAGAUUAUCAUUAAGAAAGACCUCAGCCUCCCGGAGCCCAAAUGCGUGAAGAUUCGUGCCCUGGAGGCCCACAGAGGGGAGAGAGUAAAGGUGUUUGGUUGGGUCCAUAGAUUGCGUAGGCAAGGGAAAAACUUGAUGUUCAUUGUCUUAAGAGAUGGCACAGGCUAUCUUCAGUGUGUCUUGUCAGAUGAACUGUGUCAAUGUUACAAUGGUGUGGUCCUUUCAACUGAGAGCAGUGUUGCGAUAUAUGGCACCCUCAGCCUUGUUCCUGAAGGCAAGCAGGCUCCAGGAGGCCAUGAGCUAAGUUGUGACUACUGGGAACUCAUUGGUCUGGCUCCGGCUGGAGGAUCUGAUAACCUGGUCAACGAAGAGUCAGAUGUAGAUGUGCAGCUGAACAACCGGCACAUGAUGAUCCGGGGGGAAACCUUGAGCAGAAUCUUAAAGGUGCGCUCCACCGUCAUCCAGUGCUUCCGGGACCACUUCUUUGACCGCGGAUAUUAUGAAAUCACCCCACCAACACUGGUUCAAACCCAGGUAGAAGGAGGAUCAACUCUCUUCAAAAUGGAUUAUUUUGGCGAGGAAGCUUAUCUGACCCAGUCAUCCCAGCUGUACCUGGAGACUUGCAUCCCAGCCUUGGGAGACACCUUCUGCAUUGCCCAGUCCUACCGAGCUGAACAGUCAAGGACACGCAGGCACCUCUCUGAAUAUACCCACAUUGAAGCUGAAUGCCCUUUCAUGUCCUACGAAGACCUGCUGAACCGUUUGGAGGAUCUCGUCUGUGAUGUGGUGGAUCGGGUCCUAAAAUCCCCAGUGUCUGAUAUACUGUAUGCCCUCAAUCCGGACUUUGAGCCUCCCAAGCGCCCUUUCAAGCGGAUGAACUACACAGAUGCCCUCGUAUGGCUCAAGGAACAUGAGGUGAAAAAGGAAGAUGACACCUACUACGAGUUUGGAGACGAUAUUCCAGAAGCUCCAGAGAGACAGAUGACCGAUGCUAUUAAUGAACCAAUCUUGCUGUGUCGAUUUCCUGCUGAGAUAAAAUCCUUCUACAUGCAGCGCUGCCCCGAGGACUCCCGUCUUACUGAAUCUGUUGAUGUGUUGAUGCCUAACGUGGGUGAAAUUGUGGGAGGCUCCAUGCGUAUUUGGGACAGUGAGGAGCUACUAGAAGGUUACAAGAGAGAAGGAAUUGAUCCCACCCCUUAUUAUUGGUAUACAGACCAGCGUAAAUAUGGCACAUGUCCUCAUGGUGGCUAUGGGCUAGGCCUGGAGCGAUUCCUCACCUGGAUUCUGAACAGACACCAUAUUCGAGAUGUAUGUCUCUACCCACGCUUCGUUCAGCGAUGCAAACCCUAAUCAAAAGUUUCUUGAUGGACAAAGUCUAUCCAACUUUAAGCAGUUUCCUCCUCAUAGUUUCAUGUCUUCAUCCUACAGAUGCCUGCAAAUGUUCUUCUUUUUUCAAAUGAAGAACAUCAAUUGUUUUGAAUUGGAAUUUAAAUUCCAGUCUACUGAUUCCAGAAAUUUCGUCCCCUUUCUUCGGCCUAACCUGCUUCCACCCUCAUGUAUUCUUUUAGCAUAUUUGAAAUUAUUGAUUGCUAGUGGAAACAAGCUGUGGGCUGUACUUUGAGGUCACACAGUCUGUAACAACACUUUUAACCCUGGGCUCUUAGAAAACCAUAAAGAAAAAAAUACAAGGCAUCUGAUAACUUUUAGUAGGAGCUGGAUUCAGGAUUUGAUUUCUGAUUUGAAAAUAAACUACUCAAUAUUGGGUGGUAGACUUUUUGCAGAUGCCAAAACAGGUAGCAAAUGUGAGUUGCAGUCAAAGAAAUUGGUUUUUAAAAGGGAAUUAAAGAGAAAUCCAGUGGAAAAAGGACAGUUCUAGCCCAGUUCUAACCCACAACUUUGGGGUCUCAGAAACAGUCUACUGAAUUCUGCCCAGAACAUUUCUUUAGAGGGCAUUAAGGCUGAGCAAUCUUAAUAGCAUUGAGUAUUUUCAUAAGGAUGACUAUUAAUUAAGUGUCCAUCAUUUUUCAUGAGAAAGCUUCUGUAUUUUACAGCUAAUUAACUUGCUUUUCAAGAUAUGUGUAUAUGGGUUAUCUUAGACCAGUGUUUCUCAACCUUAGCAACUUUGAGAUGAGUUGACUUCAACUCCCAGAAUUCCCCAGCC
Messenger RNA from Python bivittatus (Burmese python), 2590 nucleotides. The record is from RefSeq and is a predicted model, not a curated record. Lineage: Eukaryota; Metazoa; Chordata; Lepidosauria; Squamata; Pythonidae.